AUGGAGGAUGUGAGGAGGGGUGGUGCUUCCAAAUCUUCUGGAACUGCUGGGGGACUUCAUACACACCUGCUGCGGGAGCCCGAGACCCGGGGGCGAGGGGCGGGCCCCGGGGCGCUCCCAGAAAGGCUCACGGCUGCCAUCAAGGGGGCCCUGUGCACCCCGUCUCCGGGGUCCUGCGCCCGGCCUGCACGGCAGCCGCUCGUGUCCGGAUGCUAG
Rangifer tarandus platyrhynchus (Svalbard reindeer) is the source of this 216-nucleotide messenger RNA. NCBI's taxonomy places the organism in Eukaryota, Metazoa, Chordata, Mammalia, Artiodactyla, Cervidae. The record is from the annotation of a GenBank genome assembly.